AUGUGUCUCCUCCUGGGAGCCUCGGGGGUCGGGAAGACGCUGCUGGUGAAACGACUGGAGAAGCUGAGCUCGCCGGAUGGGACGGGUGACCUAGGGGAGCCACCCCCGACGCGGCCCACGGUGGGCACAAAUCUUACUGACAUCAUGGCUCAGAGAAAAAUCACCAUCCGGGAGCUGGGGGGCUGCAUGGGCCCCAUCUGGUCCAGUUACUAUGGAAACUGCCAUUCUCUCCUGUUCAUGAUGGAUGCCUCUAACCCCACCCAGCUCUCUGUGUCCUGUGUGCAGCUCUUGGGUCUCCUUUCCGCAGAACAACUUGCAGAAGCAUCGGUCUUGAUACUCUUCAAUAAAACUGACCUACCUUGCUACAUGACCAUGGAGGAGAUUAAGUCAUUAAUCCGGCUCCCAGACAUCGUUGCCUGCGCCAAGCAGAAUAUCGCCAUGGCAGAAAUCAGCGCCUGGAAAGGCACUGGCUUGGCAGGGGUGCUACGCUGGCUCCAGGACACCCAUAGAACCAGCAGUUGACUACAAGGCAGAGAAAUGUGGCUGUCCAGCACUGUGGAGAAAAGAGACAGAGGGUGGAAUUGCUUGGUUUGUCCAAUGAUUUGUCCUUAAAGGGGCAGAAUGACCCAACAUAACCCUAGAUGACAGGGCUUUAUGCUGAGUUGCAGUGAAGGGUAAGUUGAGGCACCCAGAAUAUGGAAGCUCCUGACAUCUAGCCUCUGAGUGAAAAGACUGUCAGGCUGGAAGAGGAGGAUGGCUGACUGAGUGUCCUGCCAUCCCGGAAUGGUGCUCCUGGGGUUUGGUCCCCUCCUGCCAGGAAACCCCCAGGGCUUUGCCCGAGAUGUUAGGACUGCAUGGCACCACUGGUGCCUGGUCUCUGGCCUGUAGUACAUGAUCCAACGUGUUCGAGCUCCCAGUACCCUGGCCAUGUGUCCCCCACAGAUGCGAGGUGGAUGAGGGGAGUGCGAUAGUAACAAACAAGCCUCGAGUUAGAAACAAGACCCAGCGUUUUCACCAGUUCACACGUUCAGUGAACGUGUGUUGCGCCGAGGCGCCCCCAGGUUGCAGGGGCUCGCACAGGUAUGGGAGGGGAGGCUCAGGAGAAGCACAGGAGGUGGUGGCUGUGGUUCCCCUGUGUCCUGCCUGAGCAUCCCCUCUCAGCUGUGGCUGCCUGCAAGAGAGCACUGGUGUCCUGUGGCUGCCAGAACAAAUGACCACAAACUGGACGGC
Messenger RNA from Propithecus coquereli (Coquerel's sifaka), 1230 nucleotides. It is a transcript of the gene ARL16, whose product is annotated as ADP-ribosylation factor-like 16. The coding region runs from base 1 to 522 and encodes 173 amino acids. Lineage: Eukaryota; Metazoa; Chordata; Mammalia; Primates; Indriidae. The transcript is spliced from 5 exons. The record is from RefSeq and is a predicted model, not a curated record. Gene Ontology annotation, molecular function: GTPase activity; GTP binding.